AUGGGGGAGUGGGCGUUCCUCGGCUCGCUGCUGGACGCCGUGCAGCUGCAGUCGCCGCUCGUGGGCCGCCUGUGGCUGGUGGUCAUGCUGAUCUUCCGCAUCCUGGUGCUGGCCACGGUGGGCGGCGCCGUGUUCGAGGACGAGCAGGAGGAGUUCGUGUGCAACACGCUACAGCCGGGCUGUCGCCAGACCUGCUACGACCGCGCCUUCCCCGUCUCCCACUACCGCUUCUGGCUCUUCCACAUCCUGCUGCUGUCGGCGCCCCCGGUGCUCUUCGUCAUCUACUCUGUGCACCGGGCCAGCAAGGAGCCGGGCGGCGCGGCUGGCGGGGCGGGGUCGCUGGGGACCCCGGGGCGCCCGGGGGGCCGCGGCGCGCGCCGCUGCUACCUGCUGAGCGUGGCGCUGCGCCUGCUGGCCGAGCUGGCCUUCCUGGCGGGCCAGGCGCUGCUCUACGGCUUCCGCGUGGCCCCGCACUUCGUGUGCGCCGGUGCCCCGUGCCCACACACGGUGGACUGCUUCGUGAGCCGGCCCACCGAGAAGACCGUCUUCGUGAUCUUCUACUUCGCCGUGGGGCUGCUCUCGGCGCUGCUCAGCGUGGCCGAGCUGGGCCACCUGCUCUGGAAGGGCCGCCCGCGCGCCGGCCACUGUCGCCAGGCGGCCGAGCGCGACAACCGCUGCAACCGCGCGCACGAGGAGGCGCAGCAGCUGCUCCCACCGCCGCCGCCCGCCCUGCCCGCCAGGCGCCUGGGCCCCGACCCCUACGCCCCGCCCUCCUAUGCUCACCGGGCGCCGGCCUGCGACAGCGAGGGUGGCAGCGGCCGCAGCAAAGCAUCGCUGGCCACCGUCCGCCAGGACCUGGCCAUCUAG
Molecule: messenger RNA, 867 nt
Organism: Mesoplodon densirostris (Blainville's beaked whale)
Lineage: Eukaryota; Metazoa; Chordata; Mammalia; Artiodactyla; Ziphiidae
Gene: GJD3
Product: gap junction protein delta 3
Exons: 1
Coding region: 1-867 (288 amino acids)
Biological process (GO): cell communication
Cellular component (GO): connexin complex
Source: RefSeq, a predicted model, not a curated record